This is a messenger RNA of Choloepus didactylus (southern two-toed sloth), 2292 nucleotides long. RefSeq names its product flavin containing dimethylaniline monoxygenase 5 (gene FMO5). Gene Ontology annotation, molecular function: flavin adenine dinucleotide binding; N,N-dimethylaniline monooxygenase activity; NADP binding. Bases 367 to 1968 code for a protein of 533 amino acids. The transcript is spliced from 9 exons. The record is from RefSeq and is a predicted model, not a curated record. Lineage: Eukaryota; Metazoa; Chordata; Mammalia; Pilosa; Megalonychidae.
GAAGCAGGCCACCAAAUCGACUAGAACAGAGACUUUAAACCCACACCUUGGGACGCCAGAACGUCAACUUCUUAAGAGGCCUGUACUUUGUGCAGGUUUGAAGAAGUUGCCCGCCCACAGGCCUGUAUACCCGGCGCCGGGAGAUAGGGGCCAGGCCUCGCUCCCACGCGCUGAAUCAUUCAUUGCCAGGCCUUGGGCCUCGCACGCAGCUACCCACCCCCAUCAGAGGGGGUGGAAAAGCUCCAGCAGGUAAAGUAUGUCCACGGGACAACCUGAGGCGCCAUAGGACCGUUCCUGGAGCGGCGUUUCCGGACCCGGGAGAAGACAAAGGACAUUGACCCAGCCCGGUGAAAAUUUCUGGAGACCAUGGCCAAGAAAAGAAUUGCUGUGAUUGGGGCAGGUGUUAGUGGGCUCACGUGUAUCAAGUGCUGCGUGGAAGAAGGUUUGGAGCCUGUCUGCUUCGAAAGGACUCACGACAUUGGAGGGCUUUGGAGGUUCGAGGAGAGUCUGGAAGAAGGAAGGGCCAGUAUUUACAAAUCAGUGAUCAUCAAUACUUCUAAGGAGAUGAUGUGUUUCAGUGACUAUCCCAUCCCAGAUGAUUAUCCUAACUUCAUGCACAACUCCCAUGUCCUAGAGUACUUCAGGAUGUAUGCCAGAGACUUUGGCCUUCUAAAGUAUAUUCAAUUCAAGACCACUGUGUGCAGCGUGAGGAAGCGACCUGAUUUCUCUACUUCAGGCCAGUGGGAUGUGGUCACUGAGUGUGAAGGGAAAAAAGAGGAGAAUGUCUUCGAUGGGGUUAUGGUUUGCACUGGCCAUCAUACCAAUGCUCACCUACCCCUGGAAAGCUUCCCUGGAAUUGAGAAGUUCAAAGGACAAUACUUCCAUAGUCGAGACUAUAAGAACCCAGUGGAAUUCACUGGAAAGAGAGUCAUUAUAAUUGGUAUUGGGAACUCUGGAGGGGAUCUGGCAGUGGAGAUCAGCCACACAGCCAAGCAGGUUUUCCUCAGCACUAGGAGAGGAGCUUGGAUCAUGAAUCGUGUAGGCGACUAUGGAUAUCCUUUUGAUGUGUUGUUUUCUUCUCGACUUAACUAUUUUUUUUCAAAAAUGUUGGGUCCGUUACUAUCAAACAUGUAUCUAGAAAAAAAGUUGAACCAAAGAUUUGACCAUGAAAUGUUUGGCCUGAAGCCUAAACACAGAGCUCUAAGUCAACAUCCAACGGUAAAUGAUAGUCUGCCAAAUUGCAUAAUUUCUGGCUUGGUGAAGGUGAAAAGAAAUGUGAAGGAAUUCACAGAAACAGCUGCCAUAUUUGAAGAUGGCUCCAGGGAGAAUAACAUUGAUGCUGUUGUCUUUGCCACAGGCUAUAGCUUUGCCUUUCCUUUUCUUGAUGACUCUAUCAAAGUGGUCAAAAACAAGAUAUCUCUAUAUAAAAAUAUCUUCCCUCCUAACUUGGAAAAGCCAACUCUUGCAAUCAUAGGCUUAGUCCAGCCCUUGGGAGCCAUUAUGCCCAUUUCGGAGCUCCAGGGACGCUGGGCCACUCAAGUAUUUAAAGGGCUAAAGACAUUACCCUCACAAAGUGAAAUGAUGGCAGAUAUAUAUAAGGCUAAAGACAAAAUGGCAAAAAGGUAUGUGGAGAGCCAACGCCAUACCAUUCAGGUAGACUACAUAGAAGUAAUGGAUGAGCUUGCUAAUCUUUUGGGGGUCAAGCCCAACGUGCUGUCCCUGGCCUUCACUGACCCCAAGUUGGCAUUACAGUUAUUCUGGGGACCUUGUACUCCAAUCCAAUAUCGUCUACAGGGUCCUGGAAAGUGGGCUGGAGCUCGAAAAGCUCUCCUCACCACAGACCACCGUAUCAAGAAGCCUAUGAUGACAAGAGUAGUUGAAAAGAGUGACUCCAUGAUCUCAACAAUGACAAUAGUCAGGGUUAUGCUUGUUGUUGCUUUCUUUGCUAUAAUUGUGGCCUAUUUCUAGCUACUCCAUUGUCAUUGCCCCAGCUUUCAUUGGGAAGCUGGAUCUAGAGAUGCCUUAAGAAAUUGAAGAGAUUGAAAAACUCGCAGCUUCACAUUGCCCAGAAAUCUACUUAAAUUUCUUUCCAUAGCAUUAAUUCUCUUUCCUCUUUUCUCCACAGUGAAAUUCCAGUUUUUCAUUCAUAUUGAUUCUCAUUCCUUCCUCUCAUGACCCAUCACUUUUCCUUCCAAUAAUCUCUAGACUGUGAACUCAGUCAUCCUUGAAUGUCCUUAGCAAAAUUCUUGACAUGUUGUAGGUGCUUAAUAAAUACUUGUUGUUAACCAACAA